AUGUACCUAAUAGCGGUUCUUGGUGGUGGGCAGUGGUCGCAGCCUCCUCCUGCUCCUGGCUCUCCAGCUGGUCCUUGCUCUCCGGCGGCUCCUGGUUGUCCAGCGGCUCCAUCGGAUCCGGCGUCUCCGGCUGGUCCUUGUGGUCCGUCUUGUCCUGGUUGUCCAGCGGCUCCUGGUUGUCCAUCGGCUCCUGGGGCUCCUGGGGCUCCGGCUGGUCCUGGUGGUCCAGCUGGGACGGCGACCUCCUCGACGACUCCUGGGGCUCCAUCUUGUCCAGCAGAUCCUGGUUGUCCAUCUGGUCCAGCUGGUCCUGGGGCUCCUGGGGCUCCAGCGGCUCCGGCGUUUCCAGGGGCUCCUGGUUGUCCGUCGGCUCCAGCGUUUCCUGGGGCUCCCUUUGGUCCGGCGUUUCCGGCUGGUCCUGGUGGUCCGGCUGGGCAAUCGAAGCAGAAGUCAGCCUCAGAUGGAGUGGCCUCUGGAUCAGCAUCAGCUCCUGGUUGUCCGUCUGGUCCAGAGAGUCCGUCCUUUCCGUCUUGUCCGUCAGUUCCUGGUGGUCCUGGUGGUCCAGCGGCUCCAGUCUUGCAUGAGCAGCAUGAUCCUCCAGAUGAUUGA
Messenger RNA from Caenorhabditis remanei, 609 nucleotides. RefSeq lists its product as uncharacterized. The record is from RefSeq and is a predicted model, not a curated record. The transcript has 2 exons. NCBI's taxonomy places the organism in Eukaryota, Metazoa, Nematoda, Chromadorea, Rhabditida, Rhabditidae. Bases 1 to 609 code for a protein of 202 amino acids.